Messenger RNA from Fibroporia radiculosa, 483 nucleotides. RefSeq lists its product as uncharacterized. NCBI's taxonomy places the organism in Eukaryota, Fungi, Basidiomycota, Agaricomycetes, Polyporales, Fibroporiaceae. The coding region runs from base 1 to 483 and encodes 160 amino acids. The transcript has 4 exons. The record is from RefSeq and is a predicted model, not a curated record.
AUGGCCUCGCACAUAUUCCGUUCCACAUUUCGCUCGUCGGUAACCCCCCUUCUCCGGACUCCGGCCCCGACGCACGCCUUUGGGUGCCCUACGCUCUCCCUUGCGCGGCGCUUCCUCUCUCAAGCAGUUCGUUCAAAAAUACAGUCGGCGGUGACGGCCACCCCCGUCGUACUUUUCAUGAAAGGGACCCCGGAUGCGCCGCAAUGCGGAUUCUCGCGUGCGGCAAUACAAGUUCUUGGUUUACAUGGAGUACCUCCGGAACAGCUACAGACAUAUAAUGUAUUGGAGGACCAGGAGCUUCGCAACGGUAUCAAGGAAUUUUCGGACUGGCCCACAAUUCCGCAGCUCUACGUAGAUGGCGAGUUUGUGGGAGGCUGCGACAUUCUCUUGAGCAUGCACCAAUCGGGCGAGCUAGAAGACCUACUUGAAAAGAAAGGUGUCCUCCCACCACUCGCUGAACAGCCCACACCUGGUUCUACAUGA